Messenger RNA from Mesoplodon densirostris (Blainville's beaked whale), 1303 nucleotides. It is a transcript of the gene PDXK, whose product is annotated as pyridoxal kinase. Gene Ontology annotation, cellular component: cytosol. Bases 151 to 1053 code for a protein of 300 amino acids. Lineage: Eukaryota; Metazoa; Chordata; Mammalia; Artiodactyla; Ziphiidae. Gene Ontology annotation, molecular function: pyridoxal kinase activity. Gene Ontology annotation, biological process: pyridoxal 5'-phosphate salvage. The record is from RefSeq and is a predicted model, not a curated record. The transcript has 11 exons.
GGCGGCCUGUCGCCCGAGCGGAGCGCCUGCGCCGAGCGGGACGGUAGCGGAGCGGAGCCGGAGCGUGGCCGGAGCCGAGCGGAGCGCAGCCCCAGCGCGCGGCGGAGACGCUGACCCCGCCCGGCCCCGCGCCGCCGCGGCAGGCCCGGCAUGGAGGAGGAGUGCCGGGUGCUCUCCAUUCAGAGCCACGUCGUCCGCGGCUACGUGGGCAACCGGGCGGCCACGUUCCCGCUGCAGGUUUUGGGGUUUGAGGUCGACGCAGUGAACUCUGUCCAGUUUUCAAACCACACAGGCUACUCGCACUGGAAGGGCCAAGUGCUGAACUCAGAUGAGCUCCACGAGCUGUACGACGGGCUGAAGCUGAACGACGUGAACAAGUAUGACUACGUGCUCACGGGUUACACGCGAGACAAGUCCUUCCUGGCCAUGGUGGUGGACAUCGUGCAGGAGCUGAAGCAGCAGAACUCCAGGCUCGUGUACGUGUGCGACCCCGUGAUGGGAGACAAGUGGAACGGAGAAGGCUCCAUGUAUGUCCCCGAGGACCUCCUUCCGGUUUACAGAGAGAAGGUCGUGCCAGUUGCAGACAUCAUCACCCCCAACCAGUUUGAGGCUGAGUUGCUGAGCGGGAGAAAGAUCCACAGCCAGGAAGAAGCCUUAGCGGUGAUGGACGUGCUGCACUCGAUGGGCCCCGACACGGUGGUCAUCACCAGCUCGGACCUGCCGUCCCCGAGGGGCAGCGGCUACUUGAUCGCGCUGGGGAGCCAGAGGACUCGGACCCCCGACGGCUCCGUGGUGACACAGCGCAUCCGCAUGGAGAUGCGCAAGGUGGACGCAGUCUUCGUGGGCACCGGGGACCUCUUUGCCGCCAUGCUGUUGGCGUGGACGCACAAGCACCCCAACAAUCUCAAGGUGGCCUGUGAGAAGACCGUGUCGGCCAUGCACCAUGUUCUGCAGCGGACCAUCAAGUGUGCAAAAGUUGCAAAACUGGACCGACUGGAGGACCGAGGCACUGACUCAGGCCAGUCGAUGCCGACCCAGUUCUUCCCUAAUUGAGCUCAGAUUUUGGAGGCUUCUCGGGGGAAGUGAUGCAGCCUUGGGACACACCUCGAUCCCGGCUGCAAGUUGGCGGGGGGCGGGGGGGUCUCUGUGUUUCUGGCAGUGGUUUCACUAGCCUCGUCCUCUACCAGCCCCACCUGUGUGCGUGUGGAUGCGUUUUAAACGUAAAACUCGUUCCAGUGCUGUAGAGGCCGUGUCUGUCUGUACUGGUCUUACUGACUUAUGAUUAUCGCAAAUAAAUAUUUUC